Corticium candelabrum is the source of this 1768-nucleotide messenger RNA. RefSeq lists its product as uncharacterized. The coding region runs from base 624 to 1415 and encodes 263 amino acids. The record is from RefSeq and is a predicted model, not a curated record. The transcript has 5 exons. Lineage: Eukaryota; Metazoa; Porifera; Homoscleromorpha; Homosclerophorida; Plakinidae.
UCAGGAAACUUGGUGACGUUUCCUCACUUGCGUUAUAGUUAUGCAGCGUUUGUUUGCACGUUUUUGCUUUUCGUCUCUCGAUAGCAGUAGAAGGUGAUCUGGCAGCGAAUUCUAAUACACAAUACCGAGACAUGCAAGAAGAGAACAAAACGAGAGCACAGACUUUGCGUAGGCCACGUGAUGACACGUCUCCUUGCGGUUAACUGACCUGACAAAUAUAGAGCCGCUCACUAGCUAAAUAAAGGCGGUGGUAAGAGAGUGUCGUCUAGCCUGACAAUAAUGUGCUGCUGUUGGAGGAGGAGACAAGAGAGGCUGCACACGGUUGCACUGCAAAAGCCAGAACACAUAUUACCUUUUUAUUUCUUAUCAUCUGUUACUCACAGCUGUUGCUCGACGAUGAGGAAGUUUAUAUCCUUUGCUUUGCUACGGUUUUUCUUUGUCAGGCUUUUGGCGGUGAGAACCUCUUCCACGAACGGGAUUUUGCUUCUGAUUGGCAAAAAUUUGAAGCUUAUGUGUCGAGCAACGUCGUCUGCUGUAGACAAAAAGAGAAUAAUUGGCAGACCAAGACUAUUGCGUUUGUGAUUCAAUAUCUUUGCUCGCCAUGAUUAAUCCAACGAAGGCCUAUGAAUUCUCCAUUUACAUCCAUUCAUGGCAACGGAGACAAACUAGAGGGUAGCUGCAGUAGGCUAUACUUCGAAAACUCUGAUGAUAAUUCUCAUUGGUGGCAAGAAUGGAGAGCAUAUAUUCUUUCUCGUGACAUUCCAGACACUGACAAUGAUGGUCAAUCUGAUCCUCAAAACCAAGUGACUAAUGGUAAAGACUGGCUAUGGUCAACUAAUGCUAGUUAUGUUGCAUUACGAUUUGGAUCUUGCUAUCACGGUACUGGACGUUUUGUGCCAAAUCGAGCACGCAGACAUGACACAAAGCCCGCAGGAGUGACGAGUUUUUGGCGUCCCACAGUUCGAGAAAUUGAACAGCCAUUGUCAAUUCUGUUUCCUGAUCCGCGUCAUCCAAAUAUGAGAAUGUUUAAGACAACGAAUUCUAGAGACUGGUCAGCAAUGCCAAUGUACAGCGGGAUGGCAUUUGUAAACGGUAAACACUCUCGUAUAGUAAAAGUCACAGAACAAGAUCAAGAAUGUUACUAUGCGUGGGGCAUUACACGUCAAUUUCCGAUUGAUCCCAACAGCACAUAUGAAUUCAGUGUCUGGUUGCUGAGCACAGGCAAAGAUCUACAUAACUUCCUUGGCUUUCAAGUUUAUGACGUGGCCUUUAAUAUCCUAUAUGUCGACGGCUUAGACAAACCAUACUUCAAAAGAACCAAAAAUUAUACAGAAACGUGGACACGAUGGAAUGGAUUUGUAGUUCCAGCCACAACUGAUCCUAACGAUAUUCCAAUUAUUACAGCAACGGAGUAAACUGGCAAUGGCCACCUAAUUCUAAGUAUGCCCGGCUGAGGUUCGGUACUUGCUAUGGCGAUGGAAACAACGCAGGAAAGACUUACUUUGCUUACCCUCAGGUCGUAGACUUUGAUCUACAGCUAUAGACAAGAACAGUCAGACGUCCAUCAUGUUCUUCGGUCUUUUUCUAGAGUAUCAGUAAACCGUUUUGUUUCUGUUUGUAGUCUGUGUCAUGAUGGAACAGUAAAAGCUGGCACGAUUAGCAUUUGAGUACGUGCCAUGACUUGGUACUGUUAUCAGUUUCUUUGCAACAGCACAAAUAGCACUGCACAUGUACGUAUAGCUCUUACGUUAUCAAAUAGAAGGCUAAA